Molecule: messenger RNA, 12254 nt
Organism: Monopterus albus (swamp eel)
Lineage: Eukaryota; Metazoa; Chordata; Actinopteri; Synbranchiformes; Synbranchidae
Gene: ncoa1
Product: nuclear receptor coactivator 1
Exons: 22
Coding region: 920-5353 (1477 amino acids)
Biological process (GO): cellular response to hormone stimulus; positive regulation of transcription by RNA polymerase II
Cellular component (GO): nucleus
Molecular function (GO): protein dimerization activity; nuclear receptor binding
Source: RefSeq, a predicted model, not a curated record
UCCUGCCCGCUGCCCUGCUCGUGAACGCGCCUCGACGCUCUGCGCGCGAGCACCCCUGUUUGUUUGUGUUGAGAGAUUGGAAAUGGCGGAGAGCAGAGACCAAAGCGAUAACUUGGGUUUGCAGAUGCCAGUGCGCCGUCAUUGAAGCACAGAAACCACCCCCAAGUGAUUAUCGGAGUUACGUGUGAUUUGCUGCUGCCUGUGGGACAUAAGUCUGACAAAGCGAGAAGGGAUUUUUGGAGCAAGAUUUGGAUUUAGCAAGCUGGUUAGCUAGCUGAGCUAACACUGCUAGCAGCCUGGCGUUAGCUAGCUUUAAGUCGUGUGUGAUUUUAACCACGCAGGCUUGUUUGUCAACAUAAGCUGGCGUUAAAUUGCUAGCGAGCUAGCUGACAUGCAACUUUUACUCGGUUUCCAAGCUUCCGUUCUUGGGUUUCAGACCUGAUCGCCACAGCUGACCGCAAAAUAAUCAACCCAAAGUAACAUUAACAGUGGUUAAAAAGUCAAGACAUCUGACUUAUUUUUGCUGCCAGCAAGCAGUAAGUUAAGCUGGUUGGCUAAGUUGGCAAACUGGCUUGUUUUGGGCACUAUUUAAGGUGCCGUUUGCAUGGGAAUGACUCACCCAGAGUGACAACCUAAAGCAAGAACCGUUGACAAGAUCACUAUUUACAAGUUUAACGGACGACAAAACAGUCAGAGGCUGUCCGGCUUCUCCCUGCACCUGGGAUGAUGCCAUGUAAAGGAGUGACCGUGGAGCUAUAACCCCACCAGCACUGCUCCAUCAUUUCGACUCUGAGGUGUUUGCCUACACCCCCAGCCUCCGCUUCCUCCCUUUAUCUUUGCUCUGAGCCCUGGACAAGGCCAGCACAGCCACCACAUGACUCGCCCACUGGAGCCCUAGAUCAAUCAGUUAAAGCUGAAAAUGAGUGCACUAGGGGAAAGCCCCCUGGAUCCUGCCACGCCAGAGUCGCGCAAGAGGAAGGGCUCGCCAUGCAACACGUCAGGGCAAAGUCUGGAGAAGCGGAGACGGGAGCUGGAGCGCCGAUACAUCGAGGAGCUGGCUGAGCUGCUGUCGUCCAAUAUGGCCAACAUUGCCAGUGUCAGCAUCAAACCUGAUAAGUGCCACAUCCUCAAGAGCACUGUGGACCAAAUCCAGCAGAUCAAACGGUGCGAGCAGGAGAAAGCAGCUCUUCUGUCUCCAGAUGAAGAGGUGCAGAAGAGCGACAUCUCCUCUAAUAGCCAGGGGCUGGUGGAGAAAGAGGCCCUGGGGCCCAUGCUGCUAGAGGCCCUUGAUGGGUUUUUCUUUGUCGUCAAUUGGGAGGGCCGCAUCGUCUUUGUCUCUGAGAACGUGACAAGUUACCUCGGAUACACCCAGGAGGAGCUGAUGACCUCAAGUGUUUACAGCAUCCUCCAUGUGGGAGACCACAAUGAAUUUGUACGCAAUCUGCUGCCCAGAAGCCUGGUAAAUGGUGUUCCAUGGCCACAGGAACCUGGCCGAAGGAACAGCCACACCUUUAAUUGCCGCAUGCUCAAGAGGCCGCCAGACGAGGUGGAUUCAGAAAAUCUGGAAGCUCGGCAGCAGUAUGAGAUCAUGCAGUGUUUCACCGUGUCCCAGCCACGGGCAGUGCAGGACGAGGGAGAUGACCUGCAGAGCUGCCUGAUCUGUAUUGCUUGUCGGAUACCUCGCACCCAGCCUGUCGGCACCGAGUCUUUCAUCACAAAGCAGGACCCCACAGGGAAGAUCAUCUCCAUAGAAACCAGUGCUUUGCGAGCGACAGGCCGGCCUGGCUGGGAGGACCUGGUCAGGAAGUGCAUCUAUGCUUUCUUUCAGCCCCAGGGCAAAGAGCCUUCCCACGCCAAGAAGCUGCUGCAUGAGGUGAUGAUCCAUGGCACUGCUAUCAGCCCGCUGUACCAUUUCACAUUAAGCGACGGCACCCCGCUCAGCGCUCAGACUCGCUGCAAGUUCUGCUGCCCCCCCAACCCAGACGUACAGCCCUUCAUUAUGGGCAUUCACACUAUCGACAGGGAACACAACACUGCUAGCUCUCAGGAAAACACUAACCCCAGCCUUCCACUGACCCUUGGCAGCCUUGCCCAAACUCCUUCCCGCUCCCCAAACCUUCCUCCUGGCAGCAACUCAACCCAAGGCUCAGCCCUCACUACACCCGGCCUUCACCCCAACAACAGCAAUGCCUCCUCUCACGGUCAUAACCCAGCCACACCCUCAGGCUACCUGACGCCCAAUCGGACAUGUACCCAGCAGGUCAGCAGUCCCUCUUCGUUGAGCAGCCCACUCACAACUACCCCUACCUCUUUUAUGUCACCCAGGAUGCCACGAGCCAGUCCUGGGUUAGGGGGAAGUCCUCGGGUGCCAGGGAACCCCUUCUCUCCCUCCACACCAGGCCUCCAUUCCCCAGCUGGGGCACUGAGCAGUGGAGGCAGCCUCAAUGGGCAGCAGAUUGGCAGUGACAGUAGUGGUGGGUCAACAGGGUCCUUCUCCCUGUCCUCUCCUGGCCCACAGAGACAAGCCAAUACACCCACCAGCUCCUCUACCCGGCCUCCAUCAGCAAAACCCCCAGAAGGAGGAGAAGAAGAGGGAGAGGACUCAGUUAAAGCCUCCCAUCCUUCUUCUUCACAGUUAGGUAACCCCAGACUCAGUCAGCUGCUGGAUAGCACUGGCACAGGAGUUGAACCAGACAACAACAGCAGCAUCUACUGUACCUCAUCACCUCAUCCUCCUAACCCCCCUCUUGCCCCUCAGUGCCCUCCUUCUCACAGUACUCUGACAGAACGACACAAGAUCCUUCAUCGGCUGCUCCAGGACAGUAGUCCCAACGAUGAUUCCGCUGCUACAGAGGAAGUAAGCAAAAACGAAGUUGAGAUCAAGAAGGAGCCCCCUGGCACUCUGGUGCUGACCACAGCACCCUCCAAGUCCUCCUCCAGAGAGCCACAGGACCACCAGUUACUCCGGUUUCUCCUGGAUACAGAUGAGAAGGACUUGGUGGACCUGCCACCUCCAUCUGUUCUCAGCCUGCAGACUGUCAGGGUAAAAGUGGAGAAAAAAGCCAGCAGAGAAGGAAUGACCUGCAUGGGGUGUGCUAUUGCACCAGGCAGUGCAUGCAGGUCCUCAGGAGUUUCCAGCAGCUCAGUUUGCAUCAGCCCCAAGUCCAGUCCUGUAGGAGAGAAUCACCAUGACAGCAGAGACUCUGUGAUGUCUGGUGGCCCUGUUGACAUGGACCCUCUCACCCAGCUGCUUCCUGGCCUCAGAGGCCCGAGUGGGGCCAAACAAGGCAAUGAGGACCCAACAACCCCCGGAGGAGGCCUCCAGCUCCACUCUCCGGCUUCCCAGCUCCCGGCUCAACUCCAGUCCCCUGUGCCUCAGCUUCAAUCCCCUCUAUCCCAGUCCCUUCCCCAGUUGCAGUCCCCAUCACCCCAGCUCCACUCCCCUUCCCCCCAGCUCAAACUGCAGUCACCCACUCAGCUCCAGCCCGGUGAGGCCAGCACUCCCCGAAAUGUAAAUGUGAAGAGAGAGCCUCCUGGCACUCCUAACAGAGGGCUCAGUGAUGGCAGCCUGCCCUCUGGCUGCAGCCUCCAGAGUCAGUCAGCAUUUGAUUUCUGCAGUCCCCCUACUCCAAACCAGGCCCAGGGACAGGGGGACACCUUCCAAACCCCCAAAGACAGCAGCCCUUUUCAAGAGGCAGAAGUUAUCAGCCCAUUCAGUUCAAGCACUGGCCUAGCCAAGAUGGAGGUGGGAGAUGCCCAGUUCCAGCCACUGCCUAUGUCUGACAGCUUGUCUUUUGAUGGGUUUGGAAACCCUCUACAGGCUCCCUUGGCAUCACCACAAGAGCAGUGUGUGCCCUGCACACUAGAUGAAGUGCUCGGCCCUCCAACCACACCCGAAGGCCGAAAUGAUGAGAAAGCUCUGCUAGAGCAGCUCAUCUCCUUCCUCAGUGGGACUGAUGAGAGUGAACUGGCUGAGCUGGACAAGGCCCUGGGUAUCGACAAACUGGUACAGGGUGGCUGCUUUGACCCAUUGCCUCAAAACGUCCCAACCCAGCAACAGACUGCCUCCCCAGCCUCUGUGGACCCAAAACUCCCCACCUACCCUUCCCAAUUUACACCAGCUCCACAAGCUCAAUUUCCUACAGAACUGGCCACAGUGGGGCCACAGGUUAUGGGGUUUGGAACCCCUCGAGGGGCUUUUCCCGGUGGCAUGACACGACCACAAGGGACGGGCAUGCAGUUCAGGCUGCCACCCAACCAACUGCGCCUGCAGCUGCAGCAGAGACUGCAGGGCCCACAGCAGCUCCAGAACAGGCUGGCAGGCAUGAAUCCAUUUCCUGCCGGAGCCCAGCAUGCAAAUAUGGGGAUUCGCCAGGGGGUUCAGCAACCUCAAGUUCCCUCACAACAACCUCCACUGAAUGCCCAAAUGCUGGCCCAGCGUCAGAGAGAACUCUACAGCAUCCAGCACCGUCAGCGGCAGCUGUUUCAGCAGAAGGUUAUGCUGAUGAGACAGAACAUGGCAGGCGGUCCGGCUGGAGCUGUGGGGCCCGUUGGAACUGCCAGGGUCCCGAAGGGUCCCCCCACAACGCCUCAGCAACAGUUCAACAUCCCUCCAGGGUACAGCCCGAUGACGGGAAACCCCCCUACCUCACCGAGUCACUUCAGCACCAUGUCUGGGGGCCCUCUGGACAACAAGCUGUCCGUCAGAGUUCCUGUGAAUAACCAGACACUGAUGGGCGGCUUGCAGGGCCAGUUCAGCAGCACCGUGAACUCCUCACUGCAGCAGGGCCUGUUUCAGCAGUUUGGAGGGUCUGCUGUGGUUCAGCAAGACCCAUCUUUCCCUCUUCAGAUGAGCCCAACCAGCCCAUUAUUGUCACCUCAGAACUCAACCUCCCAGAGUCCUCUGCUUCAGCAAGCCCCGCCUCUUGGCUACCAGUCACCAGACAUGAAGAGCUGGCAACAGACAGGCAUGGGCACCAAUAGCCUGUUCAGUCAGUCAGGGCAGAGUGCAGGGCAGCCCUUUGGCCAGCAGGGGGUUUACAACAACAUGAGCAUCACUGUUUCCAUGGCUGGAGGCUCUGGUGGUGUCGGAUCAUUACCUCCCAUGGGGCAGCAGGUUGGCAUGAGCAACAGUAACCUCAGCAACGUCAGUUCAGUGUGCAGUGACCAGCAGGUACAGCAGGUUCAGGUUUUUGCGGACGUCCAGUGCACAGUGAACCUGGUUGGCAGUGACUCCUACCUGAACCAGGGCUCCAUUGGAGCUGCAGCUUCCCAGAAGGGCCCCGGUCCACAGGGCUCCCAGAACAACCAGGCGCAGCAGAAGAGCCUCCUCCAGCAGCUGCUCACUGAGUGACACCUCUCACCCCUCCAGCUCUCCUACUCCCUCUGCUUCUCACUUGUAUGCCUCCUCCUCAGAGGUCGGUGCACCAGACCCAUUGCUGUCUCUGUCUCACCUUUGGAUAGAUGGAUGAUUGAAUGAACACAGAGUAGGCUCGGAGAGCUCUGUCUGUCGGUGGGGUCACACAGCCUAACCACUUCUGUGUGGGGGGAUCGGGACUGGUUGUUUUACCGCCAAGUACUUAAAGAAAAGAUUGAAGUCAGAAGGAACAGCAGUGUAUUUAAACCUGCCUGUCUAAUCUGUCUGACAACCUGUCUGUCUGCCUCAGCCUAUUAAAGGCAGUGUUGUCUUGCUGCUCAUUCCUUGGUGACCUACUUCCUGCUUCCUGCAAACAACUGCAACAUCAUCGUAGAUUUGCCAAGUUGUCGUCACUGUCAAAUCAGGGCUGGCCUCCUUUUGUUUUUUGUUUUUUUUCCUGAUCGGAUGUUUUCUGUCAGGCCAUCGCAGCAGUGCAUCUUGGGAGCAUGAGUCAGGGUGUACAGCUGCGCUCAGUGUUUAAAGUGUGGGAUUAUCCCGCACAGCAACACCUCUGGCUUUUUAUUUUUGUUUGUUUUCCUCUACCUGUCUCAGCGAUGUGGGAAUGUUAAGGUUUCUGUGGCAUUGUGGGAUAGGGGCUCAGGAUCAGCUGGCUCUGUGACUGUCUCUCUCUAUCAGCUGCAGUGCCUGGUGGAAGUUUGAGUUUUUCCCAAGCUCUGCUUCUUCUUCUUCUCCAUAUUAUUCUUUUAUGUCUUCUGUUUUAGUUUACGUUUUUGUUUUGGUUGAAUUGUUAAAGAAAAUCUUCUGCUCUCACUCAUCAUCAUCAUCAUCAUCAUCAUGAUUAUCAGAACAAGCUUUUUCAACAGCCAGGAUGGAUGGAUGGAUGGAUGGAUGGGAGACAGACGGGAUGCUGCUCAGUUUGGAACUUACAUGUCUUUCUCCCCUGGGAGGAGGUUAUAGUUUUAUUAUUUUCAAAGUAUAAAAUAGACUGUUAUGAUUAUUUAACUGUUUGUCCGUCACAUUUUACCCCUCACCUCAGCAGCUGUGAAUACAGAGCCCUGUUGGGUUCUUCUUCUCUCUCUCUUUCUGUGUAUCUUUCUUGCUAUCUCCCGGCCUAUCAGUGUUGUUUGCCACGUGCACCAUGCAGGCGGCUAGUAUUGUACAGUACAGAAGGACAAAGACCUGGGGGUGUAGCUCACUCCUCUCUUGUAAUUGCUUUCCAUUAAAAAGUGUAAUUCAUUGAUUACUCAGAGCAGAAAAACUAUAUACAAUGUGAUUUGAUCCCGUUUUUUUUUUUUUAGUUUUCUUAAAAAAAAAAAAAAAAAUUGGGUAAUCUCAGCUCUGUUAUUUUUUGGCAUCAUGAUAUUGCAAUACAGCUGAAUGUUGCAGUGGAGGAGGAAGUUAUUCCAUCUUCUAAAAUGUGAAAAGAAAUUUUAAGCAGUUCAAAUAUAGCUAGAUCUCACUCUCUGCGAUGUCCCGUUCAGCGCGCCACAAGAAGCCGCACUUUGUGGGGAAAAAGGGUUGGAUUGCUUCGCUUUCUCUUGUGGUAACCAGGGAGCUAGUUGGCCACCGUUUCUUGCUUUUUCCUCUUUUUUUUAUUCUUAUGUAUGUACAAUACUUUUGAGAAAACAUUUAAAAGAGUACAUUGUGUUGUGUAACCAUUGUAUAAAAAAAGUAUAAUAAUACCUUAAACCUUGUUCUUUGCUGUGAUUAUGCAUCAACGUUGUGUCCAUAGUCGCAUCAAACGACACGAUUUUGGAUAUUGUUCCUAUAUAAUGGCAUUUAAGUAGAAGCUUUAGUAAUAGAAGUUCCUAACAAACGGAUAAUUAAUUUAAAGAUGUCAUGACAAUGAAUCAAAACAGGAUGGGGGUUGAGUCUCAGAAAAUACACCCGGUUAUUUUCCUUUUGUUUUCUCCUCGCCUCCUGCGAGUCUGUAUGAUCAGUGUUGUUCUCACCGAGGGCUUUUUUUUGGGAUUCAACCUUCUUUUUCCCACCGCUUCUGGUUCCCGGAUGAAGACUUCACUCCAGUGACUACACACACAGUCAGUUUUCUGUCGACUACUGUUGCUCAGUCAGACACUGUCUCUCUCAGCGAUAACAGACCUCUGUAAACAGCAACAUCCACUCUUUUCACCUUUACACCUUAGAGAAAGUAAAACCCUGCCGAGACGUUGCCUCUAAAUAUUCUUUACAUGGUUAAAUUAAUGUGAAGAGACACGUAUGCUCUUUAUAUCAUGCAUAAAUUGGGAUAUGUUCAGGGCACGGUUGGUUCCAGGUGUUGGAUGCGAGGCUACAUCUGGCCUUCUUUACACAGGACCGGUUCUAUCAGGGGACAGCCACUGGUUUGUAAUGACCACAAAGGUCCUCAGCAGUUUUCCUCCAGUCAGAUCUGCUGUGUCUGUACUCCAGCACAAAACCAGACGUUCCCUGAUUGAACGGAUCCUGUGAGUCUUUGUUUUCAAUUCACUGUUACAGUUUUUUUUUUGUUUGUUUUUUUUAUAUCUUUCUUCUGUCAAGAAAAACUUGGAGUGGAAUCUGUGGAGAGGGUUUUGCACACAGCGCAGACCUCACAUUCAGGUAUUAGGGCAUUUCAUCGCCCCCUGUAAAAUGAGUGUCACAACUACCUAAUCGGUCACUCACUUUAGGUCAACAGCAUACAGUCAGAUGCUACUUCAGUGGAAUAGGGCUUUCCUGUGUACUGUUUUUACAGUGAGACCUCACCUUAUGCAACAUUACCCACAUUUAGAGGGAGAGUAUGCAAGGUCAACAUUCCACCCACCAAAUCUUCCAGUGUUGUGUGAUGUGAAAUCCAAACAGUGGCCCGGGAGCGUGCACAGCCUUUAACAGAUUUAACUUGAAAUGCAAAAAGCCUCCUGGACUCAAACAGAUAUUCAAAAAUCAUUUUCCAAGAAUCUGACAUUAGAAAAGCAUGUGGAUAGCGUCGAUAAAGGUCCACAUUGGGUUAGUUUGUUUUCUGCAGCCUACUGAUGUACUCAUGUAUAUCACCUGCCUAACACGGUUUUCAAGAUAUCAUUUUGAUUCAACGUUGCAGUUUAUAAAGCACUUACAAAGCUUAAAGCAGAUUAUUUUUAAAAAGUCCAUCGGUUUUCCAGAGCCGCACACAGUUCAGAACCAAAAUAUAUUCAGUUUACAGCUGGUAUAUUGAACAGCGAAUCUUCAGUGUAGAAGCUGGAACCACCCAUUGUUGCUUUUGUUUACUCGAUAAACAAUGUAAACUAUUUAUUGAUUAUCAAAAUAGUCACCGAUUUACAGGUCUAGCGAGGUCCACAGAGGUAGACACCUCAGCCCUCAAAUUUAAGUAAAAUGUUCUGCUUUCUCAGUUUAAAACCUCCUGAACUGAGACAUUUCACUGCUGCACAAAUUCUGGGUAACUCAGUGAAAAGAUAAACGGUAGAGGACGGGAGUGCUGUAGUAAAACCGGUCGAAUUAGCUGUUUAAAAGCAGCUUUAGCAAAGGGAAGCGAGUGAGUCCUCAGACAAGGUUUCCCUUCCACUUUCAGCUUCUGAUGUUUCAUACAAAUGAGUGUUCACCUGUUCCACAGCGGAUUGACACCUGGGACAGAGCUGGGAAGAAAAAGCCAGUUGGUAUUGUUGCAAAGUCAAAUUUGUUGAGGCCUUUUAAUAUCUGCACUUACAUUCUUGUCCAUGCUGCACUUAACUAUUGAUAAAGAAGGAGAAGUAUUUGACUUAGAGGAUGAAAGCACUUCAUGUUUUACCAUGUUGUUCUGUUUUAUGGAGAUGUCCUGCUGGACGCAGGACAUUUGACCAUGUGCCCAUCCCGUGCCACUGUCUGAGACAGAAGCUGCACAACGUGUUUUUGUCAGCUCUGAAGAUUUCACACAUGCACUACUGACACCCCACUCCCUCCUCUUACUUCUCUGUGUGGAAUAGGCAUUCCUAUGGACGUGGUUUUCCUCUUCAACCCUGCAGAAACUCAGCAGCAGCUUGUCCUGCAGCAAAAACAUGCCAAAUAGAACCAGUACAAAUAUAAAUUUUGUUUAUGCAACAGCCAUUCAGUGGAACUGACGCUCCCUCCCUCCUCACUACAGUUAACAGGUACAUUAGGUUCUUUUAUAACAUUGGUUUCAAGAUGUUAACAUGAUGUAUAUAACAGAAAUGUGAAUAUGUAUUUGUUCAGAAUCAACAGAACAGUAGUGCUCCAAGUUGGUGGUAAAUAACUACUCGCCUCUGUCAUGUUUUUAUUUUGUUUUAAUUUUCUACAUUUUUAUUUUUCUGAAGUUUGUAUGUAUGUAUAUGACUAUCAGUGAAUGCGUAUGUAUGUGUGCAAGCGAUUAAUACUGUAUAUCUGGUGUUCUCGAAGAUGGAAAAGUUGAAGAUGUCCUGGUUUGAUUCUUUUCUUUUACUCUUUAAACCCUACACAGUACCUGUGGGUGUUUCAGAUAACUAUGCCAGAGAAUGGUUUAGCGACUGCUGAAUGUGAUUUUACUGAGAGAGAAGCAGUGUGAACUGGCUUUUUGUACGGGUUAAUUUUUUUAAAAAGGCCAUAUUAUUUAAUUUUCUCUGUUGUCAAAGGUUUAAGCAGAUCUGGGAGAGUGGAGCCUUGGUUUUAUGGAGAAGCAUUGCCCGGUCGGCGUGUACGUGAGUGGGCUUUCUUGUUCUUUUCUGACCGAUGGAGCCUUUUUUCUGUUUUGCAUUUGUCACUAGUAAAUGACCAAAGCUUCAAGAUGUUUGACAGAUAUCAUAUGCAAACCUCAUCAUCACUGGACAAAACGGUGUUAAUGGUUAAUUUCUAGUUUUCUCACAUGACAGUUCUCAGCUUGUGUUCGGCGUUCUGCAUGUUUGUCUCACCUCGCCUGCUGCUUUCUAGACACGAUCUGUCCUUUAAAGUGGCCUCUCAGCAACAAUCUGUGAUGUCCCAGGGUUAGGUCAGCUCAGAGACAUCUCCACUUUGCCAGUGACCCUGAAGUGCUAUUGCUUGCUUGCAGGAAAAAAGAAGACUUGGCAACCCUUAGCUAUGCACCUUACUGAAACAAGCAUUUCCUCACGUAUGUCAAAGUAACACUGGAAUGUCACUAAAUCAUCAAUUUCACAAGCGACUUAAUCUUACACUGACCACAAACAGGCACUUCAGUGGGAGUUUCCCCCUAAACAAGUUUAGUCUGGUGAGUUUAGUACAUCUGAUGACCUUCCUCAGCUUUUAACCUCAUUGUUGGAAAAUAAGCCCUCAUCUUUUUUCCAUUAACAGAAUACUUUAUACCAAACUUGAGGUGCCUCGUGUAUAUAUUUUCUGCAGUAAAGAUUGCUCCUUUGCUGUUUAACAAUAACAACCUUGUUAACCAGGGUUUUUUUUAAACCUUUUUUCACCUUUAUAAAAAAAAGUUUACUGUAUUUUAAAUGACUUUUUUACACAUGUAGAAGAUUAAUCAAAUUAUUCCAGGAAUUUGCAAAUACAAUCUAAUUUUGCACUUUAUAAAAGGCCAUGAGAAUCUGUUUCAAUCAGAUCUAACUUAGCGAUAGAACAAGUAAUGUCUCCUGAAUGUACCAAGAAAACAUUAUACUAGUUUAAUUGAUUUAAAAUGAUUGAAUUACUCAGGUUCUUUAUGAAGAACCAGACCGUAGUGGAUUCCCGGAAUCCAAAUGGAGACGAAAAAUUGUAUCCGCUCUACCUUCUUGGUACCGUAGUCUUCUCUCUGCCUCUUUCUUUCUCUGCGAUCCUCAGUGUAAAUACUAUGUCGAUCUUCUUCAGGUGACGUCCCUCCCCUCCUCUCCCUCCUCUCUGCGCUGUCGGCUGACACCAAGUAAACUGUUACAAACCUCCUCCAGCUUCAAUCUCAGAACAUUGCUGCUCACAACACAGUUUCAGCAGCUGUCACCACGUUGCUCUGCAGCUCCCGGUGUUCAUUUUCCUCCCCUGCAGCUUUGAACGGGUUUUUCCUUAAACCAAGGUGGACGCUCGCUUUUUAUUAGUAAAAAAUCAAAAGUCUGGUUGUUUGAGACUUAACCUCUGCUAUUUAGCAACAACGGUGCACUGACAUGAAUGACAACACACUAACUGUGCUGCUCGUCUUCUCUGUUUUCCUUGUCUUGUCACACUUUUGUGCUGCCUGAUGUAGAAUAGUUAGCGGUGUGCCUGAUACCGGGAUCGGGCUAAUGCCUGGUGUAGGUAAUCAUAUUUAGUGAAAGGGAAAUUCAUAAAAAAAAAUCACUUAUUCCAAAAAGUAAAAGAGGAUACAGGUCAUAGUCAAAAAGAUGACUCAUUCUCACUCGUCAUUGGUCCAAAAUGGUAUUUGUGCACCGCUAAGACCCACUCAUUCCUAAAGCAGGUGUUCAAAUCUGUUACCACAACGUCAGUUGGUCAGGUAUUGUAAGCACGGCCUUAUUGGGACUGAAGUCGAACAUGGUUCAGAGAUUUAAUGGAAGGUGUAUCAUGGACUCACCACUUUGUGUGGUUACGGUGGCAGUAAUGCUUUCUCUAGAGCAUUUUAGAGGAAGACCAAGGUUCCACUUUCUCCCAUGUACAAAUUAAUAUAAAUAAAUAUCUAAAUAUAUAUUAUACAUUUUAUUCAUUUUUGUCCGGUUUUGUAUAUUACACAUGUAAAGUUUGUUUUUAAAGAGGCAUCGGAGCAGCUAUUACAAGACAAUAUGAGUGACAAUGUUCAUCUGGGAGAAUUUUAUGCAUGUUAUAUUUUCUCUUUUUCUCUCUGUCUCUUUUCAAAAAACUCCUAAUCCCCCUGAUCAGGUGUGUAAACGUGAAUAUAAACAAAUCUGCUUUUCUUUGGAAUGUUGUAGACAAUCAGUCUCAGGCCGGGUCCAGUCCCUGCAGGGAGCGAGAGCCCUGUAGGCUGACAGACAAACAAAACUCUUUUUCUUUGACAAUUAAAAACUCUUAUUUGCAUCUA